CAACAACACACACGGACAGCAGCAACAUUGUUGUUACACAACGUGUGUAUUUUUAACGAAAAACUUACAUCAAUUACCAGUAAAAAACAAUGGCUGCGAAAGCGAUAAUCGGUUCUACGAGUAGAUUUGUAUCCAAAGUAAAUAAUACAGUUCUACCUACGAACAGAACGUCUUUGGCUGGGUGCUUCUACAGUGCAGUUUCAACAGAAAAUAAAAUUGACAAGAAAUAUAAGGUUUUGUAUGAUGGCGACUGUCCACUCUGUAUGCAAGAAAUGAAAGUGGUGAAGUACCUGAACGACAAGAGGCAAACCCUAGACCUUGUAAACAUUGCGUCUCCAGACUACAAACCGGAGGACAAUAACGAUAUCUCAUACGAGACGGCUAUGGAUGUUAUGCAUGUCAUUGGGCCUGAUAAACAGGUUUACACCAAGGUAGAUGCUGUACAUGAGUUGUAUUCAGCCCUUGGAGCGAGGUGGAUGGUUGCCUACAUGAAGUGGCCCAUUCUCUCCACACUCUUUGACAAGUCAUACAUGGCGUUUGCUCGGAACCGCCUUCGAUGGACGACGGGGUGGCGUAGUGAGUGCGAGGAUAACAAAUGCCAGACACCCCCUAAAACCGCUGCCAAAGACCACUGAUGGAGAUUGUCAUAAUUAACAUUAGAGUCUUCCUGUUAAUAAUGGCCCAACUGGGACCGACAAAUCGACCAGCUGGACGCCAAGACUUUGUUUGAUUUCAAGAACCUCACAGAGUUUAAUCGUAACUAUAAUUUGGCUGGAUUAAAGGCACUGGGCACUAUUGGUAUUUGGUAAUUAUUCAAAACAGUCAAAAUAAUUGUUGGCAUA
Molecule: messenger RNA, 842 nt
Organism: Asterias rubens (European starfish)
Lineage: Eukaryota; Metazoa; Echinodermata; Asteroidea; Forcipulatida; Asteriidae
Exons: 3
Coding region: 90-635 (181 amino acids)
Molecular function (GO): protein-disulfide reductase activity
Source: RefSeq, a predicted model, not a curated record